AAUCCUGUCUUCUCCCUUUCACACCAUAUUACGCUCAGGAGAGAAAACUUCUGGAACUUUACUAUUUGGGCUGUCAAUGUGUGCUACCUUAGCUCAGAAGCGGGAUACUAUCUUCACCACCAGGGUCUGCCUCAGCUAUCUCCACUACCAGGGUUUGCAUCAGAUAUCUCCACUACCAGGGUCUGCCUCAGAUAUCUCCACUACUGGGGUUUGCAUCAGAUAUCUCCACUACCAGGGUCUGCCUCAGAUAUCUCCACUACCAGGGUCUGCAUCAGAUAUCUCCACUACCAGGGUCUGCCUCAGAUAUCUCCACUACCAGGGUCUGCCUCAGAUAGCUCCACUACCAGGGUUUGCAUCAGAUAUCUCCACUACCAGGGUUUGCAUCAGAUAUCUCCACUACCAGGGUCUGUCUCAGAUAUCUCCACUACCAGGGUCUGCCUCAGAUAUCUCCACUACCAGGGUCUGCCUCAGAUAUCUCCACUACCAGGGUCUGCCUCAGGUAUCUCCACUACCAGGGUUUGCAUCAGAUAUCUCCACUACCAGGGUCUGCCUCAGAUAUCUCCACUACCAGGGUCUGCCUCAGAUAUCUCCACUACCAGGGUCUGCCUCAGAUAUCUCCACUACCAGGGUCUGCCUCAGAUAUCUCCACUACCAGGGUCUGCCUCAGAAAUCUCCACUACCAGGGUCUGCCUCAGAUAUCUCCACUACCAGGGUCUGCCUAAAGUAUCUCCCAUCUUAUCUAUUUAUUUGGCUUUUUGUUUGGGAAAGAAGAGUUCAGUGCUUGUGGUUUAACGCUCUCUACUUGGUCCUCAAGAAGUGGACCCUAUUUGAACCAUCUAAAUCGGUCUGUGAUUGGCUGUUUCUCAGUAAGGGUGUUCUGUACUGUACUGUGCCUCAGAGGCUAAACAGCCAUGUACAAAAGCAGUUACUCCCAGGCCAAGUUUGGCUUGGAGGCCAGGAGGAAGAUCCAGAAGCCCAGAGGGAAGAGCUGUGGCUACUACAUGAGGGUUGUCUUCUUCUUCUCCUCUCUGAUCCAGUCACUCAUCAUCGUCAGCCUGGUGCUCUUCCUGGUCUACGGGAGCUCCCCAGACGCGGCGGCUGAGAGCCGGGUCAAGGACCUGGAGAAGAGCUUCAACCACCUCUCCAUUGACAACAUCAACCUCCGGCAGCAGGGAAAGAACCUGACGAAGCUCCUGAAUGCCACCCUGACUGACAAGAUGCGCAACGACAAAUAUAUGAUGAGUCUGCGUCAGGUGGCAAACGGGUCUGGCAUGUUCAUCGCCAAUCUCAAAGGACUAGUGACUCAGUGUGAAAAUGAUAAGGGAAGAUGUCAGAUCCAACUUAGAAUGAGCCAAUGCUUCAGGGCCAUGCCCCCAAAUGAAAACCAGGUCCAGCAGCUGGAGCAGUUGCUAAAGCUAGUGAGCUCCAACUUCAGUCAGACGGUGCAGUUCAUGAAGAUGGAGAUGGAGAACACAGCCAUGGACCGGGACACCCUGACCCUGGAGGCCAUUUCCCUCCGGAGGGACAAGACCUUCCUGCAGAGACAACUGGAGGGCUACAGGAAGAAGUGCAAGGAGGACUUUGUCCAAUCCCUGGCUGGUAUCUCCGACGUCUCUAAAGCCUUCCUGUUGAAGAUCAACAACCUUCUGCCCAAUGUCAGCCCCUUCCUGCUCACCUGCGAGAAGCAGCUCCACCACCUGGACCAGAUCCGCAACAACUGCACCGGUCUGUCCCGCGAGGUGGAGAACAAGUUCCAGCAAUACCUGAACAAGGUGGGCUCUCAGAUGUCAGAGAUUGAGGAUUGCAGUGCCAGGCUGCAGGCAGAUAAAGACCAGCUGAAGGAGGUCUACAACUGGUGCAGCUACAACCGCAGUGCCAUGGCCCUGGAGCACCGCGAGAAGCUUCAGAAGACCCAGGAGAAAUACGACCGAGAGACGGAGAGGCUGCUGAUGGAUAGCAGAAGGCUGCAGGGGGACAAGGAGCUACAGGAGACGGCAAUGAAGGUGAAGGAGGGCGAGAUCGGCAUUCUCAAGGACAAGAUGAAUAACCUCAACACCUCACUGGUCAACUGUGGCUCCAGAACCGGAAUGGGUAACCCAGGAAUGUCCGGAGCAAAUCAGACUGGACCCUGGAGUAGCAGGCAUGGGAUGGGUGACCCUGGCUCAACUGGGAAUGGGUUUGGCAGGGCAGGGUCAAGCUCAAGAGGGCUUGAGUCCACUGGGAUGGGUUCAAAGCCAGGCUCAACUAACCAAUUUGGUAAUAAAGGAAUGGGAAGGACAGGGUCAAGUUCAAGUUCUACUGCAUUGGGUUCGUUAGGGCCAGAAAAAGUGUGGGCAGGUCGAACAGGGACAGGCGCGACAGGAGAGUUGGGUGCAAUGGGUUACACAGGGAUGGGUGAGGCAGGGUCGAGUGCAACAGGGCAGGGCAACAGGGGGCCAACCAAAAUGGGUUUGGAGGCUACAGGUGGGUGGGGUUCCACAGGAAUGGGUAACACAGGGAUGGGUAACACAGGACACGGCAACACAGGACUGGGUAGGUCCGGGUCAAGUGCUUCGUCAUCAUCAGGCGCCACAAGGAUGAACGGUUCAGGAAUGGACGGCUCGAAAGGUUUAGCACAUAUCAAUCAACACUUACGAGAACUGCAGCAGUAUUCUAAUGCCGACUCCGGCUCAGAAGUCUCUGGGUAAUCCAUGAAAUUUCAGAGGAAAAUGGAGGAAAACCUAUAAAACCCAGUCUCCUCAUAUUGAGUUCUGGUUUGUCAAUAUACAGUACCAGUCAAAAGUUCACCUACUCAUUCCAGGGGUUUUCUUUAUUUUUUACUAUUUUCUAUGUUGUAGAAUAAUAGUGAAGACAUCGAACUAUGAAAUAACACAUAUAGAAUCAUGUAGUAACUAAUUUUUUUAACAAAUCUGUUUUCAAUGUACUGUAUAUACUUUUAUUAAAAACUAAGGAGUA
This is a messenger RNA of Oncorhynchus nerka (sockeye salmon), 2955 nucleotides long. RefSeq names its product plasmalemma vesicle-associated protein-like. NCBI's taxonomy places the organism in Eukaryota, Metazoa, Chordata, Actinopteri, Salmoniformes, Salmonidae. The record is from RefSeq and is a predicted model, not a curated record. Bases 912 to 2687 code for a protein of 591 amino acids. The transcript has 6 exons. Gene Ontology annotation, biological process: positive regulation of cellular extravasation; regulation of vascular permeability.